GUUUUGGUCUGGUAACAACGGGACGUUGUGUAGGACGGGUUAUUAGGUGCUGAGUUGAGUGGCUUUCUAAGAAAAAAAAUUGUGGAAAACUAGUGGUAAAAUGGCGACGAGAAGGUCUACCUCCUCGAUAAAUACCGCCAUAGAUCUACUUGCGACCAGUCCGUGUGAUCCUCUUCGUGAAUUGUUCGAAGCUUGUCGGAACGGAGAGGUUUCUAAAGUCAAAAAGUUGGUAACUACACAAAAUGUUAACGCCCGUGAUACAGCUGGAAGAAAGUCGUCUCCACUCCACUUCGCCGCAGGUUUUGGUAGAAGAGAUGUGGUGGAGCAUUUGAUUGCCACUGGAGCCAAUGUUCAUGCCAGAGAUGAUGGUGGUUUGAUUCCUCUUCACAAUGCCUGUUCUUUCGGUCAUGCCGAAGUUGUUCAACUUCUGCUAAGUGCUGGUGCAGACCCAAAUGCAAGGGACAAUUGGAGUUACACACCCCUGCACGAGGCUGCAAUCAAGGGUAAAAUUGAUGUGUGUAUAGUUCUUCUACAGCAUGGAGCUGAUCAUAAUGUUCGCAAUGCUGAAGGAAAAAUUCCUCUCGAUGUAGCUGACGCCACAACACGACCCGUGUUAACUGGUGAUUAUCGUAAAGAGGAACUUUUAGAGGCAGCUCGGAGUGGAAACGAAGACAAAAUUCUUUCCCUCUUGACGCCGUUGAAUGUAAACUGCCAUGCCAGUGACGGCCGCAAGUCCACUCCAUUGCAUUUGGCUGCUGGUUAUAACCGAACACAGAUCGUCCAGAGAUUGCUGCAACACGGUGCCGACGUCCAGGCCAAAGACAAGGGUGGUUUAGUUCCAUUGCAUAACGCCUGUUCCUACGGGCAUCACGAAGUGACGGAGCUGCUCGUUCGCGCCGGUGCCAACGUGAACGCCACGGAUUUGUGGCAGUUCACACCGCUGCACGAAGCGGCUUCCAAAGGCCGCCGUGAAGUUUGUUCCCUUUUAUUAGCCCACGGGGCCGAUCCGACAUUGUUGAACUGCCACGCCAAAUCCGCCCUGGAUGUUGCCCCUUCGCGGGAACUCCAGGACCUUCUAUCGUAUGAAUUCAAAGGACAUAGUUUACUGGAAGCGGCUCGGCAAGCGGAUCCAACUCGUCUCAAGAAAUUCCUCUCUGUGGACGUCAUUGGAUUCAAGCACCCGUACACGGGAGACACUGCCCUUCAUUGUGCCGUCGCCUCCACCGGAGUCAAACGGAAGCACGUCGUCGAAAUCCUUUUGAAGAAAGGGGCCGCGCCUAACGAGAAGAACAAAGAGCUUCACGCGCCGCUACACAUUGCCGCCGACAAGGAGCACCUGGACGUUUUGGAGGCUCUCCUGCGUCACGGUGCCAAAGUCAAUGUGUUGGACGGCCUUGGUCAAACGGCCCUGCACCGAAGCAGUCAAAAAGGACAAGUGCCAGUGUGUCGACUGCUUCUUCCAUACGGCGCCGAUCCGACGGUCGUCUCUCUUCAGGGUUACACGGCCGCCCAAGUGGCUACCGAAUCUGUGCAGAAGCUUUUCGCCGAGCAGCCGGCCUUCAAUGCCACCCCUCCGCCAGUCGAUCUCGAAUACCAGUUGCUAGAAGCGGCCAAAGCCGGGGAUUUGGAUAAUGUCCGUCGUAUUUUGGGCGUCAAUCCCUCGCCGCAGCUAGUCAACUGCCGCGACCUAGAUGGGCGACAUUCCACACCGCUUCACUUUGCGGCCGGUUAUAACCGCCUUGCGGUCGUCGAGUUUCUCCUCCAACACGGAGGCGAUGUCCAGGCCAAGGAUAAAGGCGGUCUAGUUCCGCUUCACAAUGCUUGCUCCUACGGACACUACGAAGUGACAGAGUUGUUGGUACGUGCCGGAGCCAGCGUCAACGUUUCUGACUUGUGGAAAUUCACUCCGCUGCACGAAGCGGCCGCCAAGGGAAAGUACGACAUCGUCAAGUUGUUGUUGAAGCACGGCGCCGAUCCCAGUAAGAAGAAUCGAGACGGUCACACGCCUUUGGACCUUGUACGUGACGGCGAUCAAGACAUUGCCGACCUUCUGCGCGGCGACGCCGCACUGCUGGACGCCGCCAAGAAAGGUCAUCUAGCUCGUGUCCACAAGCUCGUGACGAGUCAGAACAUCAACUGUCGUGACUCGCUGGGCCGUAACUCUACGCCUCUCCAUCUGGCGUCCGGCUACAACAAUUUGGACGUGGCCGAGUACUUGCUCGAGCAUGGAGCCGACGUCAACGCCCAAGAUAAAGGCGGACUCAUCCCUUUGCAUAAUGCUUCGUCGUACGGACACCUGGACGUUGCCGCCCUGCUAAUUCGUUUCAACACGGAAGUGAACGCGACGGAUCGCUGGGGCUUCACGCCACUUCACGAAGCGGCCCAGAAAGGUCGCACUCAGCUUUGUGCCUUGCUCUUGGCCCACGGGGCCGAUCCCCACAUGAAGAACCAGGAAGGACAAACUCCGUUGGAUUUGUCGACCGCUGAGGAUGUCAAAUGUUUACUGCAGGACGCCAUGACCCAACACCUUCCUCCGACAGCCAGUUCGUCACCCGUCUCGCCCGUCUUUAAUCCUUCACCACGAGGAUCGUCUAUUGUCAUUGGCUGCUCGUCUGGAAGCAGCGGCAACACUGCCGGCGCCUCUGCCAACCCAUCGACCAGUUCAGAUACCUUAGUCCUGCCUUCCGGAAAUGCGGUCGUCAUAGCGCCUCCCUGUCCGUCGCCCGGCUUAGCUCCUUUACCUCUCCUGAUGCUCGGCCCGGAUUCCCCCGGCUUGGCUGCUGCUUCCAAUACCUCGGUGCCUGUAUCUUCUAGUGGAGCUCAGAUUGGCGACGGCUGCUCGGACAAUGACGUUCCGGAGCAGAUCCAAACCACUGCGACUACAACGACCGCCUCUACGAUUGUCUCGUUCCUUUCCAGCCUGGGACUGGAACACUUGCGCGAGAUUUUCGAUCGUGAGCAAGUGACUAUCGACAUCUUAUUGGAGAUGGGCCACGAAGAGUUGAAACAAAUUGGAGUUCACGCUUACGGUCACCGGCAUCGACUCCUCAAAGGUGUAGAAAAAUUCUACAGCCAAUUGGCCGUUUCAGCCUCGAAUCCCGGAAGCGGUUGGAAUUCGGCUGGCUUGGGACCAUCUGGUAGCUCGUCUUCGUCGUCGAACCAGACGACGGGCACGAUGCUGAUUGAUUUGAGCACCGAAGAUCAGGAAUAUCUCACGGUGGAGGAGGAGCUUCAGAGUACGAUCCGCGAACACAAGGACAACGGUCACGCUGGCGGCAUUUUCUCUCGCUACAACGUUCUUAAGAUCCAAAAAGUACGCAAUCGACGAUUGUGGGAACGAUAUUGUCACCGACGUCGGGAAGUAGCCGAUGAGAACGGCGGACAGAGCAAUGAACGACUCCUCUUCCACGGUUCCCCAUUCGUUCAUGCUAUCGUUCAAAAAGGAUUUGACGAGCGACAUGCCUAUAUUGGAGGAAUGUUCGGAGCUGGGAUCUAUUUUGCGGAGAAUUCCUCGAAAAGCAAUCAGUACGUCUACGGCAUCGGCGGCGGAACUGGUUGCCCCUCACACAAAGAUCGAUCCUGCUAUUCUUGUCAUCGCCAGCUGCUUCUCUGUCGUGUAACGAUUGGCAAAUCUUUCCUGCAGUUUAGUGCCAUGCGUAUGGCCCACGCUCCUCCAGGUCAUCACUCGAUUGUCGGCCGACCCAGCACCGGAGGUCUAACCUACCCGGAAUAUGUCGUUUAUCGAGGCGAACAGGCCUAUCCGGAAUACUUGAUAUCAUACCAGAUUGUCCGUCCUCCGGAAGAGCUCACUGACAAGAACUAACAAAUCGAAAUAGCUUUUUUGCUGAUGAAUUGACAUUUUUUUGAUUAUCAUUAUUAAUUUUUUUUUUUUUUGUAAUUUCCCCUCACCCUUAAUUCUUCCUGCAUUUUUUUCCUGAAAAAAAGUUUCUAUAUCGACCAAUAUUCUUCAAUGUAUAUUUAUCCUUUUAUUAAAAAUGGGUUGAAAGAAAAAAAAAGAAAAACAACUUUUGCUGUGAUAUUGUGUAACAAUGGCGUCUCCAAUCUCUCUUUUUCUGCCGUUUUGCUUGUUUGUUUAAAAAGUGGGAGGGUUCUCUCUUAAAAUACCUCCUUUUGUCUCGUUACACCCAAUCUGUUAAUUCACUCCACAUUGUGAACAGCAACCACACAAACAACAGAAUUGAAAAAAAAAAUAAUAAUCUUAACGUUUAACCAAACAAAAAAAAGAUGUGUUGAAUGAUGCGUGGAGUUGAGCAGCAAAGAAAAACUGAGUUAAAAUAACCGAAUUUCAAAAGGAAAAAAUUUUUUCUGCUGCUGUUGUAUUUGUGACUGUGUGUGUUUUCGAUUGGAUUUUUCGGGCGUGGUGUCGGGUGAUUAUAUGUCGAACUUUAUUUUAUCGCGUCUUUUUUUUUCAAUUUUUUCCGCAUUUGAUUUCGUGGCCUUUUUGCCUCUUUUUCUCUUAUUUUUCUCCCUCCGCUCGAUUCUUAAUAUUUUUCUCGAUUUUUCUUCAUUUUGCCGCUUGUUCGUGUGCAUGAAAGAGGUUCAUCUUGAUUCAUAUUAUUCGGUUGUGUCUCUGGUACGGAUCGAUCAAUAAACCCAUGUGGAUUCCUCUA
Molecule: messenger RNA, 4631 nt
Organism: Daphnia pulicaria
Lineage: Eukaryota; Metazoa; Arthropoda; Branchiopoda; Diplostraca; Daphniidae
Gene: Tnks
Product: poly [ADP-ribose] polymerase tankyrase-like
Exons: 8
Coding region: 101-3823 (1240 amino acids)
Molecular function (GO): protein binding; NAD+ poly-ADP-ribosyltransferase activity
Source: RefSeq, a predicted model, not a curated record